This is a messenger RNA of Nothoprocta perdicaria, 2303 nucleotides long. It is a transcript of the gene APPL1, whose product is annotated as adaptor protein, phosphotyrosine interacting with PH domain and leucine zipper 1. Bases 156 to 2153 code for a protein of 665 amino acids. The transcript is spliced from 22 exons. Gene Ontology annotation, cellular component: endosome membrane; cytoplasm. The record is from RefSeq and is a predicted model, not a curated record. Gene Ontology annotation, molecular function: identical protein binding. NCBI's taxonomy places the organism in Eukaryota, Metazoa, Chordata, Aves, Tinamiformes, Tinamidae. Gene Ontology annotation, biological process: signaling.
AGAAAAAAACUGAUGGUAUUUAACAUAAGGAAGACAAAGAAAAGAGAUCUUAAAAUUUCCAUCUUUACAUAUGAUAAAAUACUCGAUCUUUGCUGGGUGUGUUUGAAGAAGAUGCUGCUGCAAUUUCUAAUUAUGUCAAUCAGCUAUUUCAAGCAAUGCACAGAAUAUAUGAUGCACAGAAUGAAUUAAGUGCAGCAACUCAUCUGACUUCAAAGCUCCUGAAAGAGUAUGAGAAGCAGCGUUUUCCACUAGGAGGAGAUGAUGAAGUUAUGAGUUCUACAUUACAGCAAUUUGCAAAAGUGAUAGAUGAGCUCAGUUCUUGCCAUGCUGUGCUAUCAACUCAGCUUGCAGAUGCAAUGAUGUUUCCUAUUACCCAGUUUAAAGAAAGGGAUUUAAAAGAGAUACUAACCCUAAAAGAAGUUUUCCAAAUUGCAAGCAACGACCAUGAUGCUGCCAUUACUCGAUACGGUCGGUUGUCAAAAAGAAGGGAAAAUGAAAAGAUCAAGGCAGAAGUUACAGAAGAUGUAUACACUUCCAGGAAAAAGCAGCAUCAGACCAUGAUGCAUUAUUUCUGUGCAUUAAAUACUCUCCAAUACAAAAAGAAAAUUGCAAUGCUAGAACCCUUGCUAGGAUACAUGCAAGCUCAGAUAAGUUUUUUUAAGAUGGGAUCAGAAAAUCUUAAUGAACAGUUGGAAGAAUUUUUGACCAAUAUUGGCACAAGUGUACAAAACGUUCGCAGGGAAAUGGACUGUGAAGUAGAAACCAUGCAACAAACUAUAGAAGACUUGGAAAUAGCUAGUGAUCCACUAUAUUUGCCUGAUCCCGAUACUACAAAAUUUCCUGUUCAUAGAAAUCUAACACGGAAAGCUGGCUAUCUCAAUGCAAGAAAUAAGACUGGACUGGUAUCUUCCAGCUGGGAGAGACAGUUUUACUUCACUCAAGGUGGAAACUUGAUGAGCCAGGCAAGAGGUGAUGUAGCUGGGGGACUUGUCAUGGAUAUAGACAAUUGUUCAGUGAUGGCUGUGGAUUGUGAGGACAGGCGGUACUGUUUUCAGAUAACAUCUUUUGAUGGUAAAAAGUCUUCAAUCUUACAGGCAGAGAGUAAAAAGGAUUAUGAAGAGUGGAUAUGUACAAUAAACAACAUAUCUAAACAGAUAUAUUUGAGUGAAAAUCCUGAGGAAAUAGCUGCACGUGUAAAUCAGUCAGCUCUGGAGGCUGUUACUCCAUCUCCAUCCUUUCAACAGAGGCAUGAGAGCAUGCGGCCACCUGUGCAAUCUCGCCCCCCUGCAGCUCGUACUAGCAGCACAGGGUCUUUGGGAUCGGAAUCGGCAGCGUUAUCGGCACUUUCUUUGGAUUCACUCGUUGCCCCUGACACUCCUAUACAGUUUGACAUAAUAUCUCCAGUUAGUGAGGAUCUGCCUGGUCAAGCAAAAACUUCAGGGCAGUUGGGAAGACGCACAAAUCCUUUUGGUGAAUCUGGAGGCUCAAAAUCUGAAACAGAAGAUUCCAUUCUUCAUCAGUUAUUUAUUGUAAGAUUUCUUGGCUCUAUGGAGGUGAAAUAUGAUGAAAGUCCAGAUGUUGUUUAUGAAACAAUGCGUCAAAUACUAGCAGCUCGGGCCAUUCAUAACAUUUUCAGGAUGACAGAAUCACAUUUGUUAGUCACUUGUGACUGCUUAAAGUUAAUUGAUCCACAGACACAAGUUACAAGACUACGAUUUCCGUUGCCCAACGUGGUCCUGUACGCCACGCACCAGGAGAACAGGCGCCUCUUCGGCUUCGUGCUCCGAACGGCAGCCGGCAGAACCGAGAGCCGCCAGACUUCAGUCUGCUACAUAUUUGAGUCUAACAAUGAAGGGGAAAAGAUUUGUGACUCUGUUGGACUGGCAAAACAGAUUGCUUUUCAUGCAGAACUGGAUCGAAAAGCAUCAGAAAAGCAAAAAGAAAUAGACAGAGUAAAAGAGAAACAACAGAAAGAACUCAGUAAGCAAAAACAGAUUGAAAAGGACUUAGAGGAGCAAAGCCGCUUGAUAGCAGCUUCCAGCAGAGCAAACCAGAGCAGUGGAGAAGGACAGUUUGUAGUCCUUAGCAGUAGCCAGUCAGAAGACAGUGAUUUAGGAGAAGAUGGAAAGAAGAAAAGAGAAUCAGAAGCCUAAAGUUGCCUGCUUCAUUGAAACUGGAAUCAUCGAUAUAUCUGGUCAACUGGCACAGUAUCUACAUGAAGCAAGAUGCAGGUGGAGGUUCUAUUGUUAUAUAGAAGAUAUCCCGAUAUACAGAUGCCCUUAUGCCUUGAUUUUUCUUUAACU